This is a messenger RNA of Emiliania huxleyi CCMP1516, 1632 nucleotides long. RefSeq lists its product as hypothetical. The transcript has a single exon. Lineage: Eukaryota; Haptophyta; Isochrysidales; Noelaerhabdaceae. The record is from RefSeq and is a predicted model, not a curated record. Bases 1 to 1632 code for a protein of 543 amino acids.
AUGCUGAUCAUGCUCCCUGCGCUUGCCCUGGCGCUUCGCCUGGCGCCGCUGCCUUACCUCCUUCGCUCGGCACCGCUGCGCGCGGCUCCGCCCGUGAUGACCAACCUCCUCGAGACGUCGGAGCUCGCCCCACCGCCCGAAAGGGUGGUCGCCGCGGUGGAGGCCGCCAAGGGUGCUCGGCUCACGGCGGCCGACCUGGCGGCGCAGUCCGGCGUCAGCAUCGACGAGGCGCGCCGCGGGAUGAGGGAGCUCGCCACGGCGCUCGCCGGCUGCGACGGCGUCUCCGUUUCCGCGUCCGAACAAGGCGACCUGCUGUACUCCUUCCCGGCAGAUGUCCGCAGGGAGCUCGCCUCGCGCUCGGCGGCCGCCAAGGCGCGCGACGCGUGGAACUCGGCGAAGCCCGCGCUGCAGACGGCUGGACGCUUCGCCUUCGGCCUCGCGCUCUUCGCCUCGAUCGCGGUCGUCUUCACCGCCAUCACCGUGCUCACCUCUGGCGGCGACGAGCGCGACGACGAGCGCGACCGCGGCUUUGGCGGCGGGCGCGAGCGCAGCCUCUUCGGCUUUGGCUGGGGCCAGAUCUCGCCCUUCGACAUCCUCUUCCCGAGGCCGUACGGCUUCUACUCGUACGGGUGGUUUGCGCCGCCGCCGAGGAUGACGCUGCCCGAGGCCGUCUUCUCGUUUGUCUUCGGAGACGGCGACCCGAACAAGGCGAUCGGCGCGGCGCGGCUGCGUGCGAUGGCGGAGGUGAUCCGCUCCAACAGCGGUGCGGUCACCGCCGAGAGCCUCGCUCCCUUCCUCGACCCUCCGCCGGCCGGCACGUUCGCCGAAUCGUACAACGUGGACGAGUCUUGGGUGCUGCCGGCGGUGACGGAGCUGGGAGGCCGGCCCGAGGUGAGCGGCGAAGGGACGAUCGUGUAUGUCUUCGACGAGCUCACGGUCUCGGGCCUCGCGUCCGAGGCGAGCCUCGUGCUUGCCGACCCCGCCCUCGCUGCCGUCCGCACCCUCGACGCGGCCGAGCUCGCAAGGCUCGCGCAGGAGCGUGCGAUCCCCACGCAAGGAGCCGAUGCGGGCGCACUCCGCGACGCGCUCCGCUCGUGGGCUGGCGAGCAGCUCGGCGGCGGCGGCGGCGGCAGCCUCUUCCCCGGAGGGUACCUCGAGGAGAGGACGGCGCCCUUCUCAAACGCCGAGGGCGGCCAGCUCUUUGCGGCGGGCGCGCUCGGCCUCCUCAACUUGGGCGGCUGCGCCUACCUCGGCUCUCUGCUCGCGCAGCUGCCGCCGGGCGCGCAGCUCCCGGGCGAGCUCGGUGCCGUCCAGGCUGUCUUCCCGCUCCUGCUGGCCUACGCCGUCAGCUACGUCGCCAUCCCGGCCGUCCGCUUCGCGCGGCUGCAAGCCGAGAAUGCCGCCGUCGCGCAGCGGAACGCCAACCGGCGGGCGUGGCGGGACGCGCUGCGGCGCGGAGGCAGCGAGCUGCAGAAGCGGCUGGAGGCGGCCAGCCGGCGGGGCAAGAAGCUCCGACUCGUGUCCGAGGAGGACGUGGCGUUCGACUCGUCGAAGUCGCUCGGCGAGCAGCCCGAGCAGCAGACACCCGCCCUCGACGACUUCGACCGCCGGCUCCGGGAUGCCACGCGGUGA